UGUCCCUAUCAAAAAGAAGCCAUGCCCAUGGGGGUCAGCAGAUUCAAAAACCACAGGGCCCCACUCAACUACUACAUUCUAUAACGACCAAAAUCUCCAUGCAGACGCGAUUGAAUGCCAUUCCCAAAAUAAGUACACAAAAGAUGCUCUCAUUCUUCAGUCUCACACACUACACCAGUAUUUAUAGGGGGUGACCUCUACACAAUUUCCCCAUGCAAAAAAACUAGUGGAAAGAGGAGAGAACCAUGAAAAUGGGUAUGGAGAAUUCAAAGUUCUUUCUCAUUCUCAUAGUAUUUGUGGCAUUUCUGGUGGGUUCUCAAGGUGUAGGUGACAAGGAAAAGAAAGGGGAGCUCUAUAAUGCUAAAGAUGGAGGGUAUGGAGGAGGGCCUGAUGGAGGGUAUGGAGGAGGGCCUGGUGGAGGGUAUGGAGGGGGGCAUGGAGGAGGGCCUGAUGGAGGGCAUGGGGGAGGGCCUGGAGGAGGGCCUGAUGGAGGGCAUGGAGGUGGGCCUGAUGGAGGAUAUGGAGGAGGGCCUGGUGGAGGGCAUGGAGGAGGGCCUGGUGGAGGGUAUGGAGGGGGGCAUGGAGGAGGGCCUGAUGGAGGGCAUGGAGGAGGGCCUGGAGGAGGGCCUGAUGGAGGGCAUGGAGGUGGGCCUGAUGGAGGAUAUGGUGGAGGGCCUGAUGGAGGAUAUGGAGGGGGGCCAUUUGGAGGAUAUGGAGGAGGUCCAUUUGGAGGAUAUGGGGGUCCAUUUGGUGGCUACGGAGGAGGCUUUCCAUUACUUGGGGGGCUUCCAUUACUUGGGGGUCUUCCUUUGCUUGGAGGGCUUCCAUUCCUUGGGGGGCUUCCACUUCCUUUUGGAAGGCUUGGGGGGCUUCCACUUCCUUUUGGAAGGCAUGGGCGCGGAUUUAGUUCUGGCAUCCAGGGGACUAAAGGUAAUGGUGAGAAAGGAGAUUAUGGCGCGAAGGGAGACUUUCUUAACCCUAAAGGUGAUUAUGGCGGGAAGGGAGACUUUCCUAACCCUAGAGGAGAUUAUGGAGGAGAGGGAGACAUCCCUAACCCUAAAGGAGAUUAUGGCGGGAAGGAAAACAUUCCAUACCCUAAAGGAGAUCAUGGUGAGAAGGGAGACAUUCCAUACCCUAAAGGUGAUUACGGCCGGAAGGGAGGCUUUCCUAACCCGAAAAGCGAUUAUGGCGGGGGGAAGGGAGACAUUCCUAACCCUAAAGGAGAUUAUGGUGGGAAAGGAGACGUGCCUAAAGGAGAUGGUGGAGCUGGUGGUGGCCAGUAUCCAUAGCCAAACAGAUGUUGGUCAACUGAACUGAGGUGUAUUUUAACCAUAUAAAUAACUAGCCUAGUUUAACCAUAUAAAUAACUAGCCUAGCUCAAGAACUUUGGCCUCUUUGGGAUUGUUAGCUCAUCUAUAAGGCCACAGGACAUUGGUGCUUUACAUAUCUGUAAUGGGUUAGCUUUCUAAUAAAUUUGCCUCAGUUGUCUCCAGUCUCCCUUUUUCUGCCUUUAAAUCUAUACAUUUCUUCUCUCUUUAUUUAUGUAAUUCUUCUGGCCAUCUCUCUCCUUCUCCCCAUGUAAUAUAAUAUGUAAGAUAAUCUUCAGAA
Prunus persica (peach) is the source of this 1608-nucleotide messenger RNA. Its product is annotated as glycine-rich cell wall structural protein 1.8-like. The transcript has a single exon. Lineage: Eukaryota; Viridiplantae; Streptophyta; Magnoliopsida; Rosales; Rosaceae. Bases 246 to 1289 code for a protein of 347 amino acids. The record is from RefSeq and is a predicted model, not a curated record.